AUGACUCAAUCUCAACUUAAGUUUAAUCCUGAUGGCUCUGUGCACCUUUGGGUGUACAAACCAGAAGUAGCUCGUACUGAGUUGUGUAGGUUAAUUGCUCGUCUUGACCUGUCUAUUUGCAUUGGUGAGUCUGAUGCUUUUGAAGAGUACGUUACUACUACUCAUAAUCCUAAAUUUGCUAAGGUGUCUAGGCAAACAACAACUAGAGAUUUUGCCAAGUACUUCACUGAACGUCGUGCUCAGCUUGUUGAGUGCUUGAAGUCUGUAUCCUCUGUUGCUCUUACUUCUGAUAUCUGGUCUGGCAAUGCUAAGGAGGAUUACCUUAGUGUGGUUGCUCAUUUUGUGAAUGCUGAUUGGCAACUAGAGAAAAGGAUCUUAGGUCUCAGGUUGAUUGAUGUGUCUCACAAUUCUGAGAAUAUUGCUGAGCGUAUUACUUCUGUUAUUGCUGAUUAUGGGUUAACUGAUAAAAUCUUUGCUGUUACACUGGACAAUGCUGCUGCUAACACUAGGGCUAUUAAUCAACUUAAUCCUGUUUUGUCUGGUUAUGUUGGUAGCUUGUUCCUGCAUCAAAGAUGUGCUUGUCAUAUCAUAAAUCUUAUUGUUAAGGCUGGUCUUGAAGUGUUUAAGCCAAUGCUUGGUGCAUUUAGAUCUGCUAUAUCAUUUCUAAACUCAUCUAACCAGCGCAUUGCUGCAUACAAGUCAUAUUGCAUUGCUGUUGGUGAAAGACCUCGCAAGUUUGGCUUGGAUAUGGAUUUAUAUGAUUCCACUGUUGUUAUGUUUGGUGUUUAUUACCCCACAUCUCCAUUAAUAUUGCAUCAUGUUCUUGAGAUAGCUAGUCAUCUAAAUAAUUAUGAAAAUGAUAGAGACUUAAGAUCAGUUAUGGUUCCUAUAAAAGAUAAGUUCUUGCAAUACUGGUGUGACAUACACAUGCUCUACUCCUUUGCAUUUAUACUAGACCCUAGGGCUAAGCUGAAAGGUUUCACCAAUGUUCUUAGACUUCUAUCUCAGCUUAAUGGUAAUGAUUACUCAUGCUACUUGACUGAGGUAAGGGCUGAGUUGUAUGUUAUUUUUGCUAAGUAUGAUGAGAAGUUUGGUGGUGUAAGGUUGCAAAGGGCUGCCCAACCAGGCCCUACAGGUAAGAGAAAAACUGCUUGGGGAAGAAUCUUUGGUGGUGAGUCUUCUUCUUCUUGUUCUAGUUUGUCUGGUACUACUCUUGGUUCUGUUACUAGUCUUGGUUUUGGUUCUACUUCCUCCUUGCAUAGAAGAACCUCUGCUAGUGCUCUGUUGCAAGCUGCAACUUCUUGUGCUUCUCUAUCAUCUGGUUCUGAAUUGUCUGCCUACCUGGACAGUGAUACUGUUAACCAGUAUGAUGAUGAUUUCAAUAUCUUGAACUGGUGGCAUGAGCAUAAGCUAUCAUAUCCUGUUCUUUCAAUUCUAGCUAGAGAUGUAAUGACUGUUCCUGUUUCAACAAUAUCAUCAAAAUCUGCAUUUAGUAUGACUGGCAGGAUUAUCGAGGAGCGACGACGGCGUCUGGGCCCUGAGGUCGUGGAGAUGUUGGCUCUGAUCAAGGACUGGGAGCAAGCCGAUGCAUGA
Messenger RNA from Panicum virgatum (switchgrass), 1593 nucleotides. RefSeq names its product zinc finger BED domain-containing protein RICESLEEPER 3-like. Lineage: Eukaryota; Viridiplantae; Streptophyta; Magnoliopsida; Poales; Poaceae. The record is from RefSeq and is a predicted model, not a curated record. The coding region runs from base 1 to 1593 and encodes 530 amino acids. Gene Ontology annotation, molecular function: protein dimerization activity; DNA binding. The transcript is spliced from 2 exons.